AUGACAAGUGUUUGUUGCGAUAUUUGCGACUCAAAAUUUGACACAAACAAGAAACUUCAGAGUCACAAAAGGAAUGCCCAUAUUGACAAAGUUUUCGUUGGUGAAAGCAAAAUAGUGGUUGAAAAAGUAGCAGAUGGGUUCUGUUGCCCUGUUUGUGACCGCCUAUACAAGUCAACUGUUGGUUUCAGAAAUCAUCUGGCAGUUCACGGUCUUUGCAUUUCACUUCCUGCAGAUCAAAAAAUCAUUCAUCCCAGCAACAGCAGUGGUGGUAACUCAUCUGACGACCUCGUGGAAUCCGGUAAACUGAACGCUCACGACAUUGCUGUCUCUGCAAGUGAACAGUUCGACGGUGCUUCAGCAACAUGUCUCACGCAAUCAACGUUAAAAUCAAAGAAAAGGAAGUGUUUGGACUAUGAAUCCACCAUUUUGGCAACUUGCGAUGCGUUGACUGAAACCGAAGAAACAAAAGUGGACAAGCUGUCUAUCGCCAGACUGGGUCGCUGGACGCCUAUCACUCUCUCGGCACCUGCUCGACAAUAUCACUUCUUAGCUUCUCCAACUACUGCAAGCGCAAUAAUGGAAGAUCCGGAUGCUGGUAUGUGGUAUAUGCCGUUGAGGGUGUCGCACAGCCAUAGCUUUGAAGCAAUAGAUGGUGAUAUACUUGUACAAGCUGCUUUAAUGAAAUCGAAAAUGGGCAAGCAUUUGCUAAGAAACAGUUAUGUGGAGUUUACCAAGGAAGAUGGCGUUUUAUUGAACAAAGAUUGGCUUCUUUAUCCUGAAAUGCGAUACGUAUGCUCUCAAUUGUUGGCUGGUGCUAUCCUUGAAAGCAAUUCCCAGUUCCUUCUUGUCAACACAGUUGAACCCUAUGGCCGAUACGCAUUGGAUGAUGCUCAUCACGAACGUCGGUUCACGCCUGCUUCUUCCACAUUUCCGACCAGUGAAACGCCGUAUGGUUACGUGCACGUGGUUUUGCUGUCAUCGAUGGAAAAUGGCCAAAAUAAACUCCACAUUUCUAGCCGAACCUGCGAUCUUUUGAUAACUUCCAGCUUGCGAAUUGACCAAGUUUCGGUGAAUCUAGGACCUGAGACAAGUCAUUUCACACCCUGCUCUGGUACGCGUAUAUUCUUGGAUAAGAAAUCCCGACAGCAAGCUCUUAAUUUGAUGACAGGCGACCAUUGCUGUGAAUCGCAAACGAUGCCGUUCUUAUACCAGCUCAAGCAAAUUCGAUCCAAAUUUCACCAUCUCUCUACGUAUACCCGCUGUCGAGCGUCAUCGGAUUUUGGUUCAAGGCUUGAAUUUCAACCAUGCACGAUUUGGACUCUCUCGGAUCAAGACUCAACUCAGCACAGUAUGUCUCAAGAGAAGUUGACGUCAAUGGUUUUUCAAAAAAUUGCCACGCAAGUCGUACGUAAUGGUGUCAAAGCUUUGAUCAAGUCGGAUGAUCUGGAAACAAUUAGAUCUCGUGCAACAGGAACUACUGUGGACAACUUCAUCCGGAGGAUACAGGAGCUGGGAAACGAAUUGCAGAUUAUUGGCAACCUUCCUUUGAACAAUAUUCUUACUGAUAUGACAGGACUCAUAACCAGUGGAUUACGAAAAAACAACGAUCGAAAGAUCGAAGCCAUUAUCAAGGAAGCAUACCAGUGUUAGUAAAGAAAAAAUCAUUUAUUUCGAAAUUCAUUGGGUUGUUUGAAAUAAAUUCUCUUUCUCUCUCUCUCUUUUAAAAAAAAAAAUUUCAACCCACCGUCCGAUAAAAUAAAAAUGACCAUGUCUAAUGAAACUAAAAGAAAGUCAAAUAAGUUUCAAUGAUUGUCAUGAAAAAUUUGGUUCACAAGAUCUAUCUCAAAAAUUUCAAAGAAUCCUUUCCUGAUCAUGUUCAUUCCCAAAGCCAAACGUCAUUACAGUAUAAAUAUGACAUUGUGUCAAUUAAACUUUGUAAAUGGAACAAAAAGUAACUUAUUAUCGACUUGAAGGGAAUUGAAACGUUUGCCUUCCAAAAUCAUUAACAAUUUCCAAACAUACUUGCGUAUUAAAUUGUCCUGUUAAAUCCGAUAGAUC
Rhizopus microsporus ATCC 52813 is the source of this 2058-nucleotide messenger RNA. RefSeq lists its product as uncharacterized. The coding region runs from base 1 to 1650 and encodes 549 amino acids. The transcript has 3 exons. The record is from RefSeq and is a predicted model, not a curated record. NCBI's taxonomy places the organism in Eukaryota, Fungi, Mucoromycota, Mucoromycetes, Mucorales, Rhizopodaceae.